CUCAGUCACUCACUUCAAGACAUGUUUUCCAGUUUCCGCGGUCUCCGCGCACUUUUGGUUCUCGCUUCAGUAUGUUCUCCAGUCUUUUCACUUCCGACGACGACGCCCGCCGGCCUCUCCGCUCGCGCUCUCUCCAAGCGCAACAUCGGUGAUUAUAUCGACAACCUAAUUUAUCUCGACGCGAAUAAGACGAACAUCUACACGGCGAUCUCCAUUAACCAGGAGACGUACGCGGCGCUCCUCGAUAACAAGUGGGGUGGUCUUGUAGUGUAUGGCGACAAGUACUCGGGCUCCAGCUCGUCCCAGCACUCGAUCGAAAUCGACCAGCUUUCUAUCCAAGUUGAGGAUGGUCGUGAGACUAUAGGCAUCUUGGAGGAGGACGUCACUCUCGAGUACUUCCACGCUCCUCAGUGGCCGAGCGAACUCCCUCACAUUUCAUACAACAACGUCGGCUACGCGUACUGGGGUAUCGACAUCAACAACCCUAUGUCGCCCAUCUACUCCUACUUCGAUGCCAAAUGGCCCUCAGACUACUCGAAGUGGUACUACGACAUGGUCAUCUUCUACGACUGGCUGAACCCCUCCAACACGGUCGAGAUCGACUUCGCCGGUAUCAUCGUUGCCGGCCAGACUGUCGACUGGACUACCGUUCUCGACAUUACCGAGCAGCAGGUGCAGUCUUACGGUCUCCCUAAGCUUGAUGGCAUCAACUCCCAGAAAGAGAUAUGGCUCAACGGCGACGGCACCUUCUACCUCGACAACACUGUCUGGGUCAACGGCCAGCAGGUCACCGUCACGACUGAGGUGGAGAAGACGCCUUCGGGCAAGUACGUCGGUGACAUCUACACCAGGAUCAGGUGGACCACGUACCCCGACGACAUCGUCAAGGUACUCUACGGCGGUAUCUCGGGUGCGAAGUACUACCCCGAGGGUGCGUACGGCUACUACCAGAUCCCUUGCGACGCCAAGGUCUCGUUCUCGUUUUCUAUCGAUGGCUACAAGUACGAUGUUGCGGAGGACGCGCUCGUUGCGAUCAACCCGUGGGGCGACCAGUGCAUUGGCUCGAUCUUCACUCCCGGCCAGGCCGUCUCUGCCGCGCCCGAGUGGGACGUGAGGAUCGGCUUCCAGCUGUUGAGCUCGUUCUAUCUCCGCGCUGGUAUCUACCAAAGCUCGAACAAGCCCUACUACAAGCUCCUCCCUCUCCCCACUCCGACCUGGGAAGGCUACACUUCCUACGGCUACCAGGGCUCGGGUGGAUACACUUCCGGCUCCAACACUGGCUACACCUCGGCAUCUGGAGCGUACGCCACCGGUUCGGGCACGAUGUACUCUUCCCCAUCCUCGUACAACACCUACAACACCGGUUCCGGUUCAUACAACACCUACAAUACUGGUACGUUGUACUCGAGCCAGUCGACGUACAGCACGUACAGCACUCCCACGUCCUCGUACAACAACGGGUACAGCACCUCGACAUACACUACCUCGACCCCGACGUCGUAUAACAAUGGCUACAGCAGCGCAUCCAGCUACAACGGUGGCAGCGGCUACAGCAGCGCCCCUGGCAACUACUACACCGACUCGCAGGGCUAUACCUACACCGUCGCCAGCACCAGCGCGUCGGGCUCGGGCUACUACUACUACACCAACUCCCAAGGCUACACCUACACCGUCGCCUCCGACUACUCCUACGGCACGCCCGCCGCUAAGCUCGCCGGCGACCUCGCCGCGACCGACGGCAGCAGCGACAGCGACGCGAGCUCGUGGAAGAGCAAGGCGCACCUAUAUGAGAUCAUCAUCAUCGUCCUCGCGGCCGUGCUUGGGGUCGGCAUCAUCGGAGCCAUCAUCGCGUGUGCCCUUGGCCGUCGCAAGGAGAAGGCAGGCCCGUCCGCGUACCGCUCUCUGCACGAGGCCGAGACAAGCGGCACCCACGCCCCGCUUUACGGCGCCGAGGGCGGCCAGUCGCGCUACGCCGAUCCUUACCAGGACAAGGAGUGAGUGGUCCGGGUUCGAACAUGAUCUCAUUGUUUCGUCUCUGUAGCUAGGGUAGGUUACUGGGUCGUUCCGCGCCUGUGGGGCUGACGGGCUCGUCUGUCGUCGUUUUCCUUUGCUUGCUUUCCACUUCUCUCUUCUCACGAUCAUGGACUUUAUUCAUUCAUGCUCUGGCCUAUAUCGAUAUAUCGCUACUGCUCUCCCUCACUGUCGUUGCAGCAUAAGUAUCUAGUAUAUACGUCCUACUACCGGAGGACACUGUUUCGUGAAGUUAGCUAAUCCUAUUGCGACUGAGUGCGCGCACAAGGUUGAAUGCUGAUCCG
This is a messenger RNA of Dichomitus squalens LYAD-421 SS1, 2315 nucleotides long. RefSeq lists its product as uncharacterized. Lineage: Eukaryota; Fungi; Basidiomycota; Agaricomycetes; Polyporales; Polyporaceae. The coding region runs from base 22 to 1998 and encodes 658 amino acids. The record is from RefSeq and is a predicted model, not a curated record. The transcript has 6 exons.